AUGUUUUAUCGGACUUCAGAGGCUCCUCAAAAGGCAUCUAAGCCGCCUGGCGGCACCUCCUCACCCGUGCCCAGGUCGCACCGUGGCAAGGCAGGGGGUGCUCCCAAGGGCUCUAGUGCGGCAGCGGGAGAAGCAAGGGCGGCAGGGGAAGGAGGAGGGGGAGGGACGCUGUGCGAGUUGGAACAGCACGUGCUGCCGUGGCGUGUGGACGACAUCUGCAACGACCGCCUCCUCUCCACCCUCGUGCGGCCCAUCCCCACCACCUUCACCAACAUACCCACCUACCUCGCUGCGUUCCGCUGGCCGCUCAUCGACGAGUGCCGCGCCUCCCUCAAGCGAGCCCUGCUCGACCUCCCUCCCGCCUGCUCCCUCCCUGUCAUUGUGCGCGCUCUCACGCGCGUGGAGCGGGGACCAGUGAGUGACUCGAGUGGGGGGGUGGAUACCACUGCUUGUUUAUGCUACGUGGACUUGGAGGUGUGCCGCGCGGUUGGGAUCGGUGAGGCGGGUGGGAUCGGUGAGGCGGGUGCAGCAGGUCAGCGUGUGGAUGGCAGUGGGCCAGAGCUAAAGCCCACUCACGUGCUGCUGCUGUCCUCUGCGCCCCCCUCUCGCCCACCCGCGCUGCUCUCCCGGGGAGUGCUGCACUGCCUGGCACUGCUCGUGAAGCCACGAGGGGGGGCCCUGCGCGGCAAGCUGGUGGCUCGUGAGGGCUCGCGUGAGUACAGCACGCUUACAGCAGCAGUGAAAGCGGCAGCGGAGGGCGGUGAGCAGGCGAGUGCAAUGGCAGUGCGGUGGUAUGCCACCCCGGUGGGCUGCCUGGCCACGCCCCUGCGCGUGUGGGCAGCGCUGCAGGGAGGGGAGCAGCAGGGCGAGGAGGGGGCGAGGCGGAGGAGGAUGCUGAGGGCCCUGCUGUGCUCCAAGGAGAGGCAGGCUGGAGCACAGCAGCACGGGAGGCCCAAGGCUGGAGCGAGGAGAGCAGGAACGGAGUGGGGAGAGCUGGUGCAAGGGCCGCCGGGCACAGGCAAGACGCACAUGCUGUCGGUGCUGCUGUGGGCGGUGCUGUCUCUGGGCGUGCGCACGCUCGUCUGUGCGCCCACCAAUGUGGCAGCCGCCGAGGUGGCCCGCCGCAUGCUGCGCCUUGCUCUCGCCGCUGACCCACCCCUGCUCCUUCCACAGCGCUUCUGCCAACCACAGCGCGCCCAGGGCAGGGGUGGCGUGGCCGCGGCAGGGGCAGGGGGAGGGGCAGGGGACGAUGCAGGGGCAGGGGACGAUGCAGGGGCAGGGGCAGGGGCAUGGGCAGGGGCGCGUGGGGAGCGAGUGCAGGUGGGGGACAUGGUGCUGUUGGCGAACGAGGAACGGGUGGACGUGGAUAGCGAGCUCUGCUUGCUCUUUCUCGGCCGCCAGGAUGGCAGCGGUGGCGCUCGCAGGGGGCGGGUGUGGCGGCUGCAAGCGGCGCUGAGUGGGCUGACCGGGUGGAGAGGCGCGUUCAGCGCUCUCUUGGGCGUGCUGCAGUGCACCGGCGAGCAGCUGCGCUUGGAGUAUGAGGAGCAGGAGGAGGAGGAGCGUGAGGCGCAUUCCGCAGCCAAAGAGGAGAAGACUGGAGGGGGUGGUGGAGGGCAGUGCUGUGGGGAUGGCAAGGCGGAGAGCAGCGGUGGCAGGAGGCGUGAGGCUGCUGACCUGCUGAGCUUCUUUCGAGAGCGAGUGGGGAAGCUGGUGAAGCAGGCGAGGGAUGCAGCUGCCACUCUGGCCCAGGACCUGCCGUCCUCCCUCCUGCCGGCACACCACCGCACGCUGCUGCUGCAGGCUGCUGAGCUCUUGCCUGCACUGCUGCACGUUCUGGCGUGGCCUGGGCUAACGCCUGCUGACGUCCUGCAGUGGCUGGAUGGCGGGACGAGGAGGACUGCGAGGCAGGAGAGUAAGGGGAUGCGAGCAGUGCUGCAGGAGGCUGCAGUGCUGGCGGGGCUGCCUCGUGGGAGUGGUGGGGCCAGCAGCGAUGGCAGGGGGAAGAAUCCUCGGAGGAACACAAGGCUCUUCCAUGGCAUCCGCCACCACCUGCAAAGAAUCCACGCAGCCAGCCCGGCCUUCGAUCUCCCCGGGCUCAGCAGCAGCAGCCCAUCGUGGGAGAGCAUAGCGGAAGCAUGUGUGAAGGGCGCGCUCCUGGUUCUCUCAACCGUGUCAUCGUCUGCGCGCUCUCUCAUCCGCCUCUCGGGCGCCUUCCCCCUGCUGCUGCUGGACGAGGCAGCUCAGCUGGUGGAGGCGGAGGCGCUCGUGGCUCUGCAGGCAGACAGCGUGCAGCACGCCGUGCUGGUCGGCGACCCUCGGCAGCUUCCCGCUACCAUCAUGAGCAAGGUGGCAGAAGCGGGUCAGUACAACCGCAGCCUAUUCGAGCGCCUGCAAGGCAACGGGUGGGCGGUGCAGCUGCUGAGCGUGCAGUACCGCAUGCACCCCGCCAUCAGCGCCUUCCCCUCGCGCUGCUUCUACCGCGGCAGCAUCCAGAAUGGCGCCAACGUGUGCCGCCCGCAGCACAGCCCGAAGCUCCUGCAGCCGCUGUUUGGCGCGUACAGGUUCUUUCACGUGAAGGGCAGGGAGGAGCGGGAGGGCAGGGCUAUGGAGGGAAGCAGUCGCAGCAUUGGCAACUCUGUGGAAGCUGCUCUCGUCCUCACCCUCCUGCAUCGCCUUGCUCUCGCAUGCAGAGGGGCAGCGGCGCACACGCAGGGAGCCACGGGGCUCAAGGUGGGGGUGAUCUCGCCGUACAAGCGGCAGGUGGAGGCGCUGCAGGGCGCGGUGCAGGCGAGGGAGGGGGCGUGGAGGCAGCUGCUGGUGGAGGCAGGUACUGUGGACGGGUUCCAAGGGAGGGAGUGUGACGUCAUCAUCCUCAGCACCGUGCGCUGCAACACGCUCGAUUGGAUUCGUUGCCGACCCCCGACGUUCACGCUUUGGAUGAGAGAAGGGAAAUCGAUUGUUUAUUGGUCCCUUCUGUCCGCCCUCUGCCAUUUCCUGUAA
Closterium sp. Yama58-4 is the source of this 3000-nucleotide messenger RNA. The record is from the annotation of a GenBank genome assembly. Lineage: Eukaryota; Viridiplantae; Streptophyta; Zygnematophyceae; Desmidiales; Closteriaceae.